Lathyrus oleraceus (garden pea) is the source of this 519-nucleotide messenger RNA. RefSeq lists its product as uncharacterized. Bases 1 to 519 code for a protein of 172 amino acids. The transcript has a single exon. Lineage: Eukaryota; Viridiplantae; Streptophyta; Magnoliopsida; Fabales; Fabaceae. The record is from RefSeq and is a predicted model, not a curated record.
AUGCCUAAGUUUGCUAAAUUUAUGCAGACAUUACUAAAGGGGACGAAAGAGAAAACAGAUAAUGAAAAGGUAAACAUGACUGAAAAGGAUGAUAUGGCAAUGCCUAAAAUAUUUCCACCAAAUCUAAAAGACCCAAGUAAGUUUACUAUUUGUUGUACUAUUGGUGGAGUAAAGAUCCCAUAUGCUUUAUGUGAUUUAGGAUCUAGUAUAAAUGUCAUGCCAGUGAAAAAGGUUAAAGAAUUGAAAGUGGGUGAGAUCACACUUAGUAACAUGACUCUCACUUUAGUUGACUCAUAUGUUACUCAACCGCUUGGUAUCUUACGGGACAUUUUAGUACAUGUCGAUGGUUUACUAUUUCCUAUAGAUUUUGUGGUGCUUGAUACAAAAGGAGAUUCAGGAGAGUCUGUUAUUCCCGUACGCCCAUUCUUAGAAACUGGGAAUGCAAAGAUAGAUAUGGAAGUGGGUGAACUUAUCUUGAAGUUCAACAAAGAAAAAGUGGUUUUCAAGGUGUAUGACUGA